AAUUCCCUGGAAAACAGAGCCCUGUGGGCACAGGCAGGGUUGCUAGGGGACAGGGAUGAUGACUGGGUCUGCUGUUGUCUUCCUAGUGACACUAGGGAGAUAUAUAGAUAUAGAUAUAUCUUUUUUUUUUUUUUUUCCCACCAGGAAAAACUGAACUGUGAACACCCCCGGUGUUGCUUUGAAAUCAGGGGCAGCCACCAAACUGCUCUCAGCCGUCUCUGCACGAAGCAGGAGCAUCCAUCCAGGUCCCAGCUGCUGCCCUGCUCUCAGGGGGCUGUGAGUGGAAGCAGCGGGGGCUCGCACUCCAUCAGCCCCCGCUUCCUCCCGUGGCUGCUGCUGACCCUCACUCGAGAUGGGGUAGCUACGGCGAGGGGUAUGCAGGGGUAUUGGGUAGGAUACAGCCCGUGAACCUUUCUGGCAGCCUGCUCCGCUUAGGGGACAUAUAGACCCUGGAAGUCAUCGCUGCACGACCCUGUGCCCACAGCACUUGGCUGAGCCCGACGCGGUGAUGAUGCUUAAUUGGAGCUUUUAACGUGCCGUGUGGAGCUGGUUGCGUGAAAGGUUUGUUGUGAGGAGCCGUCGGGGCCGGAGGAUGCUUAGGACCCAGGGGAAACACUGGAGAGCCUGGCUGGCUGGGCUUGGAGGAGCUCCUGCCUCCCCAGCCGGGACUUCUCAGGUGUCCUGGUACUGCCGCACUGUGCGAGGAGAGCUGCGCCCUCCUGGCAGCUCCCCCUUCCCCACGUCCAUGCCCAUCCUCUGAGCCCCCCUGGGCACCCAUGCGCUCGCCCGGGGACCCCUCCGCACCAUGAAUGACCAGUACCACCGAGCAGCCCGGGACGGCUACCUGGACCUCCUGAAGGAAGCCACCAAGAAGGACCUGAACUCGCCGGACGAGGAUGGCAUGACCCCGACCCUAUGGGCCGCCUACCACGGCAACCUGGACGCCCUGCGCCUCAUUGUCAGCAGAGGGGGCGAUCCAGACAAAUGUGACAUCUGGGGGAACACCCCUCUCCACUUGGCAGCAGCCAACGGCCACCUGAACUGCCUUUCCUUCCUCAUCUCUUUUGGGGCCAACAUCUGGUGCCUGGACAAUGACUACCACACCCCACUGGACAUGGCAGCCAUGAAGGGGCACAUGGAGUGUGUGCGAUACCUGGACUCUAUUGCUGCCAAGCAGAGCAGCCUCAACCCCAAGCUGGUGAGCAAACUGAAGGACAAGGCCUUUCGGGAUGCGGAGCGGAGGAUUAAGGACUGCGUGAAGCUGCAGAAGAAGCACCACGAAAGGAUGGAGAAACGGUACAGAAAGGAGAUGUCGGAUAAUUCGGAUACCAUGAGCUUCUCCAGCUAUUCAAGUAGCACCUUAAGCAAGAAGUUCCAACAGAUGUCUAUGGUGACUUCCCUGCCAUACUCACAAGCCACCAUCCAUGGCACAGCCAAGGGAAAGACGAAAAUACAAAAGAAGCUAGAGAAGAAGAAGCAGGUGGACGGGACAUUCAAGAUCUACGAGGAUGGGAGGAAAAGCGUGCGGUCUCUGUCUGGUCUGCAGCUGGGGAACGACGUCAUGUUUGUGAAGCAGGGCACAUACGCCAGCCCCAAGGAGUGGACUCGGCGUAAUAUCAGAGACAUGUUCCUCACGGAUGAAGACACUGUCUCCCGUGCCAUAAGUGACCCAGGUUUGCACAUGGACUCAGCCCAUUCGGAAGUCAGCACUGACUCUGGCCACGACUCCUUGUUCAACCGCCCCGGGCUGGGCACCAUGGUGUUCCGGCGCAACUACGUCAGCAGUGGGCUUUUUGGGAUCGGCCGGGAGGACACUGGCAUGCUGGGUGAUGACAACACAGAUGGGGUAGGUGUCAAACUGCGGAGCCGCCUGCAGCGCUCGCCAAGUCUCAACGAUAGCAUUGGCAGUGCCAACAGCCUGCAGGAGAGGAACGCGGAGGAGCUACCCUGGGAUGAGGUGGAGCUGGGCUUAGAUGAUGAUGACGAACCAGACACCAGCCCCUUGGAGACUUUUCUGGCUUCCCUGCACAUGUUUGAGUUCAUCUCCAUCUUGAAGAAAGAAAAGAUUGACUUGGAGGCCCUCAUGCUAUGUUCAGACAAUGACCUGAAGAGCAUCAAUAUCCCAUUGGGCCCCAGGAAAAAGAUUGUGGAUGCCAUCCAGAGGAGACGACAAACUCUGGACAAGCCAGACGUCAUUGUAGACACUGAACUAUAGCACCAUCGUCAUUUUAUUUUAUUUUUUUUUUUAAUGAUCGAGAAAUAAACCCAGUUCUAAGUUGCCAGAAAACACAAGCCAGAGACUCCCUUCCUGGGGCAGCUGAAAGCUACAGCCAUCCCCACCAGUCCCUCUGGACUGCCCUCCUGCUCCGUCGCUCUGCUCCCUGUCUGUGCGAUGCUCCCAGGCGGUACCUGGUACGGAGGGACGGCUCCUGAGAUCGGCCCAGGCAGCUCCAACCUGCCAACCUUGAAGGGACGAUGGUCGCCUGCUCGCUGGAGGAAGAAGUGAGCUGCACAGCUGGCUAGGACACUGUGCUGUCACAGGCUGAGACCACACGAAGCCAUGAAUGGAAGGAGAUAUGUGAUGGUAUUUUCAAAGGGACCCAAAAUAAAUAAUUACAAUCCA
This is a messenger RNA of Aquila chrysaetos chrysaetos, 2623 nucleotides long. RefSeq names its product USH1 protein network component sans (gene USH1G). Gene Ontology annotation, biological process: sensory perception of light stimulus; sensory perception of sound; equilibrioception. Lineage: Eukaryota; Metazoa; Chordata; Aves; Accipitriformes; Accipitridae. The coding region runs from base 806 to 2215 and encodes 469 amino acids. The transcript is spliced from 3 exons. The record is from RefSeq and is a predicted model, not a curated record. Gene Ontology annotation, molecular function: protein binding.